AUGGUAGAUUAUCACGCUGCCAAUAACCAAUCCUCGGCAGGCGGGGUGCAGACCUACAUGGAGCAGGAGAAUGACUGGGACCGGGACCUGCUGCUGGACCCGGCCUGGGAGAAACAGCAGAGGAAGACAUUCACGGCAUGGUGUAACUCCCACCUGCGGAAGGCCGGCACGCAGAUAGAAAACAUCGAGGAGGACUUCAGGGAUGGGCUCAAACUCAUGCUGCUGCUGGAGGUCAUCUCAGGCGAAAGGUUACCCAAGCCUGAGCGAGGUAAGAUGAGGGUCCACAAGAUCAACAAUGUGAACAAAGCCCUGGACUUCAUCGCCAGCAAAGGAGUGAAACUGGUCUCUAUUGGAGCAGAGGAAAUUGUUGAUGGAAACGCCAAGAUGACUCUGGGAAUGAUCUGGACCAUCAUCCUCCGCUUCGCCAUCCAGGACAUCUCUGUAGAAGAGACCUCUGCGAAAGAGGGUCUUCUCUUGUGGUGCCAGAGGAAGACCGCUCCCUACAAGAAUGUCAAUGUGCAGAACUUCCACAUUAGCUGGAAGGAUGGUCUCGCCUUCAACGCUCUGAUCCACAGACACAGGCCUGAUCUCAUCGAUUACGACAGCCUCAGAAAGGAUGACCCAGUGACCAAUCUGAACAACGCCUUCGAGGUGGCUGAGAAGCACCUGGACAUUCCUAAGAUGUUGGAUGCAGAAGACAUUGUGAACACUGCUCGUCCAGAUGAGAAAGCCAUAAUGACUUAUGUGUCCAGUUUCUACCAUGCCUUCUCUGGAGCACAGAAGGCUGAGACAGCCGCAAACCGUAUCUGCAAAGUGCUGGCUGUUAACCAGGAGAAUGAGCAGAUGAUGGAGGACUACGAGAAACUGGCCAGUGACCUGCUGGAGUGGAUCCGUCGGACCAUCCCCUGGCUGGAGAACCGGACCCAAGAGAAAACUGUAAACGACAUGCAAGCGAAACAGGAGGACUUCCGAGACUACCGCUGUGUCCACAAACCACCAAAGGUCCAAGAGAAAUGUCAGCUGGAGAUCAGCUUCAACACUCUGCAGACUAAACUGAGACUCAGCAACAGACCUGCCUUCAUGCCCUCAGAAGGACGCAUGGUGUCUGAUAUCAACGGAGCAUGGCACACUCUGGAAGGAGCAGAAAAAGGCUAUGAGGAGUGGAUUCUCAGUGAGAUCAGACGUCUGGAGAGACUGGAGCACCUGGCAGAGAAGUUCCACCAGAAGGCUGCCAUCCAUGAAUCCUGGACUGAUGGUAAGGAGGCCAUGCUGACCCAGAAAGACUACGAGACUUCCACCCUGUCAGAGGUCAAGGCGUUGCUACGGAAACACGAGGCAUUUGAGAGCGACCUGGCAGCACAUCAGGACAGAGUAGAGCAGAUUGCCGCCAUCGCACAGGAGCUCAACGAGCUGGACUAUUACGACUCUGCCAGUGUCAACGCUCGCUGUCAGAAGAUCUGCGAUCAGUGGGACGUCCUGGGAGCCCUCACCCAGAGCCGCAAAGAGUCACUGGAGAGGACAGAGAAGCAGCUGGAGUCGAUAGAUGAGCUUUACCUGGAGUACGCCAAGAGAGCGGCGCCCUUCAACAACUGGAUGGAGGGAGCUAUGGAGGACCUGCAGGACAUGUUCAUUGUCCACAAUAUUGAAGAGAUUCAGGGUCUGAUCACAGCCCAUGAGCAGUUCAAGUCCACCCUGUCAGAGGCCAACAAGGAACGAGAGGCCAUCCAGUCCAUCCAGGCCGAGGUGCAGAAGAUCGCCCAGAGCAACGGCAUCAAGCUGAGUGGAGCAAACCCCUACACCACCAUCACACCUGAGAGCAUCGACAGCAAAUGGGAAAAGGCAAUGGCGAUGGUGCCACUGCGUGACAACGCCCUGCAGGAGGAGCUGAACAAGCAGAACUCCAACGACACUCUGAGAGCCAAGUUUGCCACUCAGGCCAACGCGGUCGGUGCCUACAUACAGGACAAAAUGGAGGAAAUUGGCAGGAUAUCCAUUGAAAUGAACGGCACUCUGGAGGACCAGCUGACCAACCUGAAGGAGUACCAGACGAACAUCAUGUCCUACAUGCCUGAGAUCAACAAGCUGGAGGGAUUCCACCAGCUCAUCCAGGAGGCCCUCAUCUUCGACAACCAGUACACUUCCUACACAAUGGAGCACCUCCGUGUGGGCUGGGAGCAGCUGCUGACCACUAUCGCCAGGACCAUCAAUGAGGUCGAGAACCAGAUCCUGACGCGUGACGCCAAGGGCAUCAGCCAGGAGCAGCUCUACGAGUACCGUGCCUCCUUCAACCACUUUGACAAGGACCACAGUGGGGCCCUGAUGGCCGAGGAGUUCAAGGCCUGUUUGAUCAGUCUGGGCUACGAUGUGGAGAACGACAAGCAGGGCGACAGCGAGUUCGCUCGCAUCAUGGGCAUAGUGGACCCCAACGGCAGCGGCGCCGUCACCUUCCAGGCCUUCAUUGACUUCAUGUCCACGGAAACGACCGACACGGACACCGCAGACCAGGUCAUCGCCUCCUUCAAGAUCCUGGCUGCUGAUAAGAACUACAUCACAGCUGAGGAGCUGAGGAGGGAGCUCCCCCCCGACCAGGCGGAGUACUGUAUCGCCCGCAUGGCGCCCUACGCAGGGCCUGAUGCCGUACCCGGAGCCCUCGACUACAUGUCCUUCUCCACCGCCCUGUAUGGAGAGAGCGACCUGUAGAGGAGGCAAGAGGAAGAGGAGGGCUGGACAGAUCAGGGGUUGAGGGGAGGGGGGAGGGAGGGGAGAAAGAGGGGAAAGAAGGUAGAGUUCUUCUGCGCGUAGGGGAGGCACCAGGAAUCGAACGUUUGGAGGAAUUGGAGUGGUGGUUGUGAGGUGCCCCUGUGUGUGCCGGUUUAGAAAUCAUCAGAUUUUUUUAAGACUCUGAGCUUGUUGAUUGAACUGUAGUUAGGUUUGGCCUCCGCCGAAUGUUUUCCAGCUCCAUUAUGUCGUAAACAGAUUGAGAGUAAUCAAGGUUAAUUUUUCAUUAAAGUUUUAUAUGAACAGGCAUAUCCAGGGGCAGCUGUGGGACAGGGGGACAGCUGCUCUGUGGUGCGGGUCCAUAGCUUCACCCUCUCUGCCUUUUGUUGGGUCAAAUAGGGGAUGAACAGGGGAUAGGACAUGGGGGGGGACACAAGCUAAUCUGAUACUUAUGCUAAUUUUUGUUUAUUUUAUUAUAAUUUUUUUCUUCUUGCCAGGGGGGUUCAGGGUGUCAGGCGGGGAGCGGGCCGGUGUGGGGUUUGACGUGGUGACUGGCGAGGUUUGUGUAUUAGAUCCUAGAGAGAUAUAUGCUGUGGGGGUCAGGGGGAGGGGGGAGGGAGGGGAGAUAAAAUUACAUAUUUACCCAUAAUUCCCGUGUUGCUGGAUAAGGUGACCUGUUUAACCUCAGCUCUUUCCUCCUACUGUCUUUGUUUAUUUGGUUUUUUUUUUGUUUUGUUUUGUUUUCUGGAGCAGGUGGGUGGUGGGGUGGGGACGGUGGUUGGUGCAGGUGGGAGGGCGGGGCUCAGCGCUGUACAUACUUAUUUUUUCAGUGCAAAGAAUGACACACAGUCCCAGUUGUUGAGAAUAAUUGAUCAGAGGCUUUCCAGUAGUGCAAAGCAGAAUGAUGUUUAUUAAAAAAAAAAUAAAACAAAAUAAAAUGACAAAACAGAAGAAUUGAAAAGCCAAUGAUAGCGACACAGAGAGCAGUUUCACCAGUGGAUAGGUUUGAGCUACCGGAAGUCUUAAGGUUUUUUUUUUUCUUUUAGCAAUGGAAAAUAUUCAUGGAAGAAGUUAGUAACCAUGAAGUUGAGGCUGCAUAAAGGCCUGUAUAAAUCCCAUGACGGGCAACACCAUAAUUAUCCACAAAUAUUUGCUUCUGUGAAACUAUUCUCCUGGGUGGGCAUCAGGUGCUUAUUUAAAUAAGAAACUAUACAUUUAUACGAUAGAUAAGACUGUAGUAGUCGAUGUUAGUCCACUUUUAUAUACCAGAAAUCGUACACACAUACAGAAAUAUAUACACGUCAUGUCAUGGAUGCAUUUGAUUGACUGAAUGAAGGUUCUUCCUGGAUCUUUUUUUUCUUUUUUCUUUUUUUUGGUUACUAUGGUAAUGGCACUGUGGAGCACUCCCAAUUUGACUUUUGGAAAAUGGUAGAAGUAAUGGGAAAAAAAAAUUAGCAUACAAAAAAAAAUGUGCCUGUUGGUGGGUACAGCCCUGUCCCUCUUUCUCUCUUACUCUCUCCCUACCUCACUCUCCCACUUCCUGCUCCCUCUCUCCCCCAUCCCUCCAUCCCCUCAUUUGUCUCUGAAGAGAAGGGAAAGAAAAUUUACUGCAAGAAAGGAGGGAGGGUAAGGAUCAAGGAGGGGUCUUUAUGUAAACAUUCCAUUAUGUGCAAAUAAAAAAUAUAGGAAAAAAAAACGGAAAUUGUUAUGUAAAAAAAAAAAAAAACUAUGCAAUCAUAAUGUGAUGAAUAUCUGAGUUCUGGGGAAAGAUGGUGGGAUUUGAUCAGGCCCUUUCUGCGAAAGUUCCCUGUCUAAAUUAAACAGAGGAGAGCAGAUUUCUCCAUGUUUGUUGGCUGUCAGGGGGAGAGGAGGGGGAGACAGAGGGAGGGACAAACAGGGAAGGAACUGAGAAGAAAAGACUUGGACCAAAAGCUUGUUUCUUUUUAAUUUCUCUUUUUUUCCCUGCGAGGUUGGAGAGAAAUGAACUCUGGAAUUGUGAUUUUCCUUUUUUUUGUACUCUUUAAUAUCAAACCUUAUCUGCUGUACUGGAAACUGCAACGCCUUCUGUCUCUAAUGAUAAGUGAGUUUCACAAAGCACACAUAAAAGUUUCCUUACAAAAUA
Seriola dumerili (greater amberjack) is the source of this 4840-nucleotide messenger RNA. RefSeq names its product actinin alpha 4 (gene actn4). Gene Ontology annotation, molecular function: calcium ion binding; actin filament binding. The transcript is spliced from 22 exons. Lineage: Eukaryota; Metazoa; Chordata; Actinopteri; Carangiformes; Carangidae. Gene Ontology annotation, biological process: muscle cell development; actin cytoskeleton organization. Gene Ontology annotation, cellular component: plasma membrane; cell projection; cell junction. The coding region runs from base 1 to 2700 and encodes 899 amino acids. The record is from RefSeq and is a predicted model, not a curated record.